CAAAUGGCAAAUCAAGUGACAUUGAAGAAACAACAAGUGUUGUAUUAACAAAUUUGUAUCAACAAAUCUUUUCAACAAAAACAAAAUUUUCUGGACUGCGUGAGUUUGGAUUAAAUAAUCAAUCAAUUAUUCUUGAACAUCUUUUAGAGGGUAUUAAUUUUUGGCCUUUUUUUGUUUAUUUUGACAAAUUUCAAAUUUUUGUAUAUAAUAUUGAAAGUUCAAGUCAGGAUGGUUAUGAAGGUGCGAGUUGUGGGUUUAUGUCAUUACUUAGCAUCAAGAGAAAAAGAAAGAUUUUUUAUGAACAAAAAAUAACUGAAAGUUUUUGUAUUGUUCGAGUAUUUGAAGAAUUUUAUAAAAAAGAAGUAUUCAAAGGAAAAACUCCCAAUGAUGUUUGGAAUAAAAUUGACUUAUUUCCUAUGUUUGGUGGAAAAAAUCUUUUUGGAUUAAUGGAUCCAAGAACUCAACAAAUUAUAAAAAAAAAAUUUCGUCCAGCAUGUCAACCUAAAGAAGAAUCUAAUUUAGAACCAUU
Messenger RNA from Funneliformis mosseae, 529 nucleotides. NCBI's taxonomy places the organism in Eukaryota, Fungi, Glomeromycota, Glomeromycetes, Glomerales, Glomeraceae. The record is from the annotation of a GenBank genome assembly.